Molecule: messenger RNA, 462 nt
Organism: Arctia plantaginis
Lineage: Eukaryota; Metazoa; Arthropoda; Insecta; Lepidoptera; Erebidae
Source: the annotation of a GenBank genome assembly
AUGUUAAAUAUUAUUGCGUGUGUUGUGUUGCUCUCAAGUGUAUCUGGAGGCGCUGAAUGCAGGGCUGCAAGCGACCAGACCAAGCAGAACUGUGAGCAAAAUGGCUACGAACAGUAUGACACGGGUUGCUACAAGCUACACGACAGAUUAGUUACAUGGGAUGCUGCGAAAGCCUCGUGUGCCGCAGAAGGGGCUUUCUUAGUGAUUAUCAAUGACAAGACCGAAGCAGAAAUCGUGUCUGAUAUUACUAAGGAUUCUUCCUAUAGUUAUGACUGGGUUGGACUCCGAGAUGAAAGUGGAAAUGGUGACUGGCACAGUGUUCGUGGCGAUCGUAUAAAUAACUUAUACAAUAUAUGGGUCGAAUCUGACCCUCAAAAAUAUAAGUGUGGCGCUCUGAAAUACUCGGGCAAGUUGGAUGACGUUCCUUGUACCAAUGAGUAUUCCUUCGUCUGUGAAAAAUAG